UUCUAGAAUUAUCAGCCAACUCUCUAAAUCUCCUCCUCUUCAAUUAAUUACAAGCUACUCACUUGAAAAUUUUAUAAGUUUGUACAUGCUUUAAAUCCAUUGUUGGUUGAAUUAAUUCAACAAUCUUAUCAAGCCAACAAAUCAAAACCAUAAAAACAAAAAAUUAAAUUAAAAAAUAAAUUGAAGAGUGCAAUCAACCUUGGAAUGAGUAGAGGAAGCGGCAACGUGAAGGUUUCGUGAAAAAGCGGCAACGUGAGGGUUUCAUGAGAAAACGGCGAUAUGGGCAGGGGUAUGUUGAGAAAGUGACGAAGUGGGUGGGGUUUGGUGGUGAAGAGGCAGUGUGGGCAGGGGUUAGGGGUGGAGGCUAGGAGGGGCUUGGUAAGGUUCGCCGAUAGGAGUGGUGGUUGGUUUGGGUGAGGGUGGUGUGUCAGGUCGUUGAUUUGGGUGGAGUGGCAGGAGAUGGGAGAGCUGCCAAGGGCUGGGUUAAGGGGAUUUUUUUUUAAUUUUGAUUUUUUUUUGAGCAAUUAUGUGGUGACAGUGUACCCUAAGUUAGAAAAUUGGCCGGAAUUGGAAAAGGGUGGUCAAAUCUACAUGUUUUGACAUUAAUGGGUGGUAAAUUCAAUAAAGGGUACAUUUUGGGGUGGUUAUUUACAAAAAAAUCCUUUAAAGAAUUGUAGCUUUUAAAAAGUAAAAAGAUAAAAUUGAGAAGAUAUUUUAAAAAAGUGAAAUUUAUCGCCCAAAAUCCCGUUUCACAUAGGAUAUUCAAUUCAACUUGAUUUCUGAUUGUCUAAAAAAUUGCCAAACUUUUGUGUAAUUUUUUUUUUAUUUUUUUAUUUUUUUUAUACGAAGUAUACAGUUGUAUAUGCUCGUACUUCGUACAAGCAUAUCCUUAUUCUUGGUAACUUUUUUGGUUAAAUUUCACAUUCCAUACCAAAAAUUUAUUCCCAAAUCUAACCUCCGCGCAACUUUACUCUGCUGUCCCCGCAUCUUCACGUAAUCUCUCACCAAAUAUCUCCCCUUUUUCUUCGUUCCUAUUUCUUCAAUCUUCCGUUUCUACAAACCCUCAAUUUCUGAUUUCCACCGCAUUGAUCCGCAGAAUUCGAACAAUUAUGAUGAAUAAGAAGAAAAGAAAAGGAAGUGGAAUUGAUGAUGAUGAUUGUGAAAACCUAAUUAAGACCCCAAUUAAUCCGUUGCAAUUGAAUAAUGAAGAUAGAGGGUCGAUUAUUAGGGCACAUUUAUCGCUUGAAGGUUGUUCUAGGUUGAAGAAGAAGUGUAAAGAAGAUGUGGGUAGUAAUAAUGUUUUUGAUGGAUCAUCAUGUGUUAGGAAUAGAAUUGUUGGGGUUUCGACUGUGCCCCCUUCGAUUGGGUUGUCGUAUGUCGAACCGAGUAGGGGUUUGAAGAGGAAGAUUGGGUGUAUUGAUGUUGCUACACAAAUUGGUAGUAGGAAGAAUAAACUUGAGGAUGAUUAUGUUAUGAUCAAGACUAUAGGGCAGGGGAAAUUCGGGUCGGUUUGGUUGUGUAGGUGUAAGGCCACUGGGCGUGAAUAUGCCUGUAAAACCUUGAAGAAAGGCGAAGAGACGGUGCAUAGGGAAGUCGAGAUAAUGCAGCAUUUAUCAGGGCAUCCUGGGGUUGUGAUGUUGAAUGCAGUGUAUGAGGAUUCUGAUUGUUUUCAUCUUGUGAUGGAGUUGUGUUCUGGUGGGAGAUUGGUUGAUGAGAUGAAGGAGAAUAGGUGCUCGGAACAACGAGCUGCGCAUAUAUUGAAGGAAUUGAUGCUUGUGAUCAAGUACUGUCAUGAGAUGGGAGUUGUGCAUAGAGAUAUAAAGCCGGAGAAUAUAUUGCUUACAAGUUCAGGGAAGAUGAAACUUGCUGAUUUUGGCUUGGCUGUCAGAGUUGCUACUGGUCAGAGCUUGACUGGAGUAGCUGGAAGUCCGGCCUAUGUUGCACCUGAAGUACUCUCCGGAGCUUACCGGGAGAAAGUGGAUAUCUGGAGUGCUGGUAUUCUCCUUCAUGCCCUUUUGACAGGCUCUCUUCCAUUCCAAGGGAAGUCAAUAGAAACGGUUUUUGAGGCAAUCAAGAAUAAUAAAUUAGAUUUCCACUCUGGUGAAUGGCUUUCAGUUUCCAAACUUGCACGAGAUUUAGUUGUGAAAAUGCUUAAGAGGGAUGUUUCAGAAAGGAUUUCAGCUGAUGAAGUUCUUGGGCAUCCAUUUAUAAUGUUCUAUACGGAGAGGACAUUAAAAUCGCUUUCCAUCAAGCCUAAUUCAAGAAAUGUAUCAGUGACUCCUUCCCACCAAUCAGACAAAACCUCGUUGGCUGAAUCUCACAAACUCCUGCCUAGCUCUUGCCCAUCAAAUGAGAAUUUAGAUCCGGCUGUAACAACCAGGCAUCUCGUUGCUUGUGAUACUGACAAGCAAGAUGACUGUGGUCUAAUGGAUGUACUUGUAGUAGCAAUCUCACAAGUUAGGAUUUCAGAACCGAAAAGAAGUAGGCUGUGCUUCUCCGAAAGCAGCUCAGUCCAACUGCAGUAUUCUUCUAACAGCCUCUGUAAAGCAUUCUAAUUUAGUUGGCUGACAUAGCUAACAUUAUUUUUCUCCUCUUAAUAUUGGAUAGGGUGGUUGUAAUUAGCUUUAUGGAAGCUGUAGCAUCAACUUAAUGUCUCUAAUCAACCUAAUUGGCUCUGUGUAGUGAGCUCACUAUCAUUGUAAUCCAAACAGUACACUUGAUCAUGUAUAUAAAUCACUUGAAUAUGUUCAUUGCAAUCA
This is a messenger RNA of Chenopodium quinoa (quinoa), 2759 nucleotides long. RefSeq names its product serine/threonine-protein kinase PEPKR2-like. Gene Ontology annotation, molecular function: calcium-dependent protein serine/threonine kinase activity; ATP binding; calmodulin binding. Gene Ontology annotation, cellular component: nucleus; cytoplasm. The transcript is spliced from 4 exons. NCBI's taxonomy places the organism in Eukaryota, Viridiplantae, Streptophyta, Magnoliopsida, Caryophyllales, Amaranthaceae. The record is from RefSeq and is a predicted model, not a curated record. The coding region runs from base 1110 to 2555 and encodes 481 amino acids. Gene Ontology annotation, biological process: peptidyl-serine phosphorylation; intracellular signal transduction; protein autophosphorylation.